Molecule: messenger RNA, 2877 nt
Organism: Bombyx mori (domestic silkworm)
Lineage: Eukaryota; Metazoa; Arthropoda; Insecta; Lepidoptera; Bombycidae
Product: multiple inositol polyphosphate phosphatase 1
Exons: 10
Coding region: 285-1694 (469 amino acids)
Molecular function (GO): inositol phosphate phosphatase activity; acid phosphatase activity
Source: RefSeq, a predicted model, not a curated record
GGUGGUAUAUAUCACAGCAAAACCAGCCGUCCGAAUUCUGGCUCAACAACAAUAAUUUAACAACCUACCACCUCCUCUCCUCACUCACUACUCCUCAGUUCGAAUUCAGUACAGCAAUUCUCAGUGCAUCAAUCGCCGCCAUUGUGAGACGUUGCGUCUCUCGCGUUUUCGGACCACAGAUUAACUAAUCCCAAACAUUAAUCCCGCGAAAAGGUAUUUUUCAGCCAGUGUCAAUUCUCAAAACAUUCGUGUUAACUACAUUGUUUUUUUUUUGAAGUGAAAUCAUGCGGUGUGCCUUCAUCCUGCUGAUGGCAGCUUUGUGCGUUCGAGCCGACGAGAUCUGCCUUACGUCUGAAGAGGACCCGUAUUUGCUAUUCGGAACGAAGACCGCGUACAUCUUCUCCAAUCGUGGCAUCCCAAACGCUAAGGCACAUGAAGUACCAGGAUGCCAACCCGUAGCCUUUUGGCUCCUCAGUCGUCACGGCUCGCAUAACCCUGAAGCUAACGAGACUGCUGAACUCCAACAACUGGUCGAUCUAAAGAACAACAUCGUCACGAACUACAAGAAUGGAAACUUCAGGAACACUAAUCAUCGAAUCUGCACGGCCGACUUUAACUUGCUGGAACGUUGGAACUGGAAACAGAACAGUAGCACGGCCGGCGAUCUCACCAGCGACGGAUACGUGACGACGCAGCAGUUGGCACAGGCCUGGAAGCAGCGGUUCCCUGGACUAUUGACGCCGAACACUUACAACUAUUUGUUCAAAUUCGUCGAAGAACCACGGUCUAGCAACUCGUUUAGAGCGUUCUCGGAAAGUUUAUUCGGAGGCCAGAACGAAGGUUUCGAUGCCCCCAAAGAGAACGACGAAAAACUGCUAAGGCCACUCAAGUACUGCGACGCUUGGAAGAACCAAGUCGACGAGAACAACAAGACUUUAGAACAGAAAAACAUAUUUGAAUCGAAGCAGGAAUAUAAAGAGAUGAUUUCGAACAUUUCCCUGAGACUGGGCUUCAACUACGACCUUCAGAAGAACACAGUGUUGAGCAUCUACCAGAUGUGCCGAUACAACAAGGCGUGGGACGUGACGCAGAUCUCGCCAUGGUGCGCUGCGUUCACGCGUGAAGACUUAAAACGCUUGGAGUACGCCGAGGAUUUGGAAACUUAUUACAAAUACGGUUACGGAUCCACAGUCAGUGAGAAAAUCGGCUGUAGCAUUAUUAAGGAUAUGGUUGACUUCUUCAAGAACCACGCUGAACGAGAGUUACGUCAACAACCAAAAGCCAUGAUCCAACUGACGGACUACCCGAUGAUCCUGAUGGCUCUGACCAAGCUCGGGUCGCGGCAGGACUCGGCCCCCAUCACGGGAGACAACUACCACACAAACACCGCGCAGGCCCGCAAAUGGAGCUCCUCCAACAUGGUCCCAUUUAAUGCUAACAUAGCUGCUGUUUUGUACAAGUGCACUACGAAUGGAAAUUUCCAGAUCAAAGAACAGUACCAAGUCUUGUUCUUGGAGAACGAGAAGCCAAUGAACAUUGAAGGUUGUUGGGUUGGACUCUGCGAUUGGUCGGCGGUUAAAUCGAAAUUCGAUCCAGACAAAUGCGAUCUUCAGUUCUGUAACGCGGCCGCACGAUCGACUGGCUUCGUUAGUCUUAUUUUAACUGUGAUUUUAUUCUGUAUCAAUCGUAAUUAAUGGUUACUUAAAUUUAGACUUUACGGUUAUGAAGCUAAAAUUCACGAUCGCAUCAAUAAAUAGUCUUGUUCUUAUCCAAUUAGGUGAUAUGACACGAUUUUUUUUGAUCAACACACUUAUGUAUUAUCUUCAAAAAAUCCAUUAUUUGAAUUAUUUCAGUAGUGAGUUGGGUUUGUUUGAGCUGAGUGAGCUUACUUACCCGCCCGACCGUAGCUAGAAUAACCCCUUAGACUGCUACCAGCGUACUGAUAGGUAAAAAAUAAAAAAAUAAAGACCCACUAGUGGGCAACCAUCUUUAUUUACAUUACGUAAUAAAUUAGAAGUUUGAUAUUUAACUAGCUUUUGCCCGCGACUCCGUCCGCGUGGAAUAGUUACUUUGGCAUAACGAUAAAUUUUACCCCCCACUUCAUUUACGUAAAAAGAAAAUAUUUUUGAAUUAUAUAAUGUUAAGCAGCUAUUUAAACUCCUAUUUUGAUACAUUUUUAUAGUGCUCACGUGUAUUGGUCUUACCGUAAUGUUAUAUAGCCUAUAGCCUUCCUCAAUAAAUGGGCUAUCUAACACUGAAAUAAUUUUUCAAAUCGGACCAAGUAGUUCCUGAGAUUAGCGCGUUCAAACAAACAAACUCUUCAGCUUUAUAAUAUUAAGUAUAGAUUCAAAAACCUUAAUUCGAUUGCACUUCCUUUGCGAUUAUAACAUAUUAUUGUACCUAGUUGUUAAGCGUUCACGUUAUAAAUGAUAUAUACCAGUAGAUUGUUAUUAAAUGAAGUACUUAAAUGUUUGUUAGUGUUUUUGUGUAUUAAACAUUGUAAUUAGUAGACAGCGGCUUGGCUGUGCCGACGGUGAUCACUCACUACCAAGUGGGCCUUAUGCUCGUCUGCCUAUAUAAUGGCAAUAAAGGCAAUAAAGGCAAAAAAUUUUUUCUUCUUUUUUGGCUGUAUGCGUUGUUACGACACUACUCGAUCUAGAUUUCUGUGCUACAAAAAAUUAUGACGACAAUUAAAAAAACAUACCGACACUGCUACUAUUAUAUGUUUAAAUUAUAUUCAUUUCUGUUAUGUUUUAACAUCCUAUAGGUAACGUUUUUCUGUCAUCGCUUUUGUGUUUUAUUUUAUUUUAUACAGUUGAUUUUUGUACAUUCAAGUAUAUUAUUGUUGGAUUAAUCUCAAAUAAAAUGUUAUGGAAA